AUGGAUAUUGAAAGCAGUUGUUACAAUGGGUUAGAAACCGAUAAACUGUUCUUCAAGAAGCUAACUGCAGCCUCCAACAACGACGACGUUGAAGGACAUACACCCAUGUUGUUGGCCUACAAUGAUCAUGAUCGUAUCCGACACAUGCGGAAUUUCCUACGUGUCUACCCUUUAACUAAACCCAGAGACGAUGAGAAAUCCAUGAUCAUGAAGAAGAAGAAUUACUUGCAUAAAAAGAUUUCAACGUUUGUUUCUUUGUUGUCGUGGACAAUAAGGACGAUAAAGUCUGAUUAA
This is a messenger RNA of Lactuca virosa, 294 nucleotides long. The record is from the annotation of a GenBank genome assembly. NCBI's taxonomy places the organism in Eukaryota, Viridiplantae, Streptophyta, Magnoliopsida, Asterales, Asteraceae.